This is a messenger RNA of Salvelinus fontinalis (brook trout), 1051 nucleotides long. RefSeq names its product transmembrane protein 114. The transcript has 4 exons. Bases 378 to 1007 code for a protein of 209 amino acids. The record is from RefSeq and is a predicted model, not a curated record. Gene Ontology annotation, cellular component: apical plasma membrane. Lineage: Eukaryota; Metazoa; Chordata; Actinopteri; Salmoniformes; Salmonidae.
CUCUCUCUCUCUCUCUUGCUUCAAUUAUUAUUAUUAUUGACUUUUUCAAUGUUAAUCUUCAUCUCUCGCUCUCUCUUCUGACUUUCACCCUCUCUCUGUGUUUUCCUCCAUUUCUCUCACUCUCUCUCUUUCCUUUCUCUCUCUUCUUGUCCUCUUCCUCUCUCCCUCUGUGUUUCUCUCCCUUUCCCUCUCUCCUUCUCUCUCUCCCUCUCUCUCUUCUUGUCCUCCUCCUCUCUCCCUCUCUCUGUGUUUCUCUUCAUUUCUCUUUCUCACUCCCUCAUGCUCUGCACACCUCUUUCUUUCUGGCUCUUAUUUGCCUCACCACGUCUAUCACUCUCUCUGUUUCUCUCUCUUAUCUCUCCUGUCCUCUUCUCGGUAUGGUGAGGCUAACUCUGGGAGCUCUGGCACUGUUUGUAGCUGUGUGUGGAGUGUCCAGUUUUGUGUUGCUGGGGGUGGCUAUAGGGACAGACUACUGGUACCUCAUAGAUGUCGCUCAGAGGGAAAACAACUCCAACCUCUCUCUCAGCUCACACUCAGGACUAUGGAGGACCUGCAACUCCCAGAAGCUCUGUCAGCCAUUCGUCAACCCGUUUGAAGGCGGACAAAACCUCACCGACUCUUACAGACACCUUUUAAGUAUGCACGGGACAUUCAUGGUGAUGCUUCCUCUCAGCAUGAUCAUCAUGGUUGUUGGGGGACUGAUGGGGUUUAUCGGCCUGCUGGCCAGAGCCUACCUACUACUGCUGAUGACUGGUGUACUGUUACUACUGGGAGCUCUGUCCUCACUAACAGGGGUGAGUGUGUACAUGGCCUACUCUGCUGCAGUCUUCCAGGAGGCUCUGUGUCUGGCUGAGCAGCUGGGGGUCAAUAUGAAGGGGGUCCAGAUCCUGUUUGGCUGGUCCCUGGUCCUGGCCUGGAUCUCUAGUGGAACACAGCUAUUCACCUCUGCUGGCUUCCUGCUGGCCUGCAGAACCAUCACUACACAGAGACAGGAACUGAAAUUAUGAGACAGGGAGGGAGGGGGGGGGGGUGGAGAGAGCAGGAGGGAGAG